Molecule: messenger RNA, 1083 nt
Organism: Zingiber officinale
Lineage: Eukaryota; Viridiplantae; Streptophyta; Magnoliopsida; Zingiberales; Zingiberaceae
Exons: 2
Coding region: 1-1083 (360 amino acids)
Source: RefSeq, a predicted model, not a curated record
AUGUCUCAUUUCAUUAGUAAUUACGAUUGUCUACUUUCUUCUGAUGAUGAGUUGGAAACAAUUGUAACUGCCUUUUUAAUUGAAGAUUCAUUGGAUGAUGAAGAAGGUUCGCGAUCACAUAUCAUUCCCGGCAAGCAACGACGUGUAUUUAUUAGGAGAAAUCCUUUGGAGGGUCACAUACGUCUCUUCAAUGACUACUUUGCUGAUCCAUCGGUAUAUCCUCCUAAUAUAUUCAGGAGGAGGUUUCGAAUGAAUCGUGACCUCUUUCUUCGAAUUCUUAACAAUGUGAAGAAUCAUGAACCAUACUUCGUUCAAAGAAGAAAUGCUGCUGGAACUCUUGGGCUUUCUUCUUUACAAAAGGUGACUGCCGCCUUGAGGAUCCUUGCUUAUGGAGUUGGAGCUGAUCUCAUGGAUGAGUAUGUAAGAAUUGGAGAAACCACAGCCAUAAAGAGCAUGAAACUUUUUGUCAAAGCGGUAAUCUCAAUCUUUGGAGAUGAGUACUUGCGGUCUCCAAAUAGCAAUGACAUUGCUAGAUUGCUAGCAGUCGGUGAGAAACGGGGAUUUCCAGAACUUGCUGAAGGUCGUGCUCCUAAAGUUAACUACUCAAUCAAUGGCCACGAUUAUACUAUGGGAUACUAUCUUGCAGAUGGAAUCUAUCCUUCAUGGUCUACAUUUGUCAAAACCAUUCCAACACCACAAGGUCAUAAAAGGCAAUUGUUUGCAUCAGCUCAAGAAUCUACAAGGAAGGAUGUCGAGCGAGCAUUUGGAGUUCUACAGGCACGCUUUGCAAUUGUUCGUGGACCAGCACGAUAUUUUUGUCAAUCUGUACUGAAAGAUAUUAUGAUGGCGUGCAUAAUAUUACACAACAUGAUCGUUGAGGAUGAAAGAGAUUCUUACCUUAGAGCACAUGACUUUGAUUAUGACCAAGAAGAUGAUACAAACCUAGAACCAAUUUCCCAUUAUCCCACUUCUCAAUUUGUGGAUUUUCUUCAACGUCAUCGCGGCAUUAGAAACAAAGAAACUCAUUCACAACUACAAUUUGACCUUAUUGAACAUCAAUGGAUGCUACGAGGUGAAGAGUGA